UUUCGGCAUUUACUUUAGUACUUCUCUACCGGGUCUUCUGCAACCAAGAUGGAGGCGAUCUUGUCAAGGGCAGCACCUUUACUUGUGCCACAAUGUGGCCAAAUACAGACUCGUGGUAUGGCGACACUGAAAGAAAUUCGUCUGCGCCUGAAGUCAGUAACCAAUAUUCAGAAAAUUACAAAAUCCAUGAAGAUGGUGUCAGCUGCUAAAUAUGCCAAGGCUGAGAGAGAGUUGAAACCUGCACGUCAAUAUGGUAUUGGUGCUAAAGCUUUUUACCAGAAGGCAGAGGUUGCUGAUGAGAAAAACAAGCCUCACCAACUACUAGUAGUGAUGUCCUCUGACAGAGGUCUUUGUGGUGGUAUUCACUCCUCUGUAGUCAAGUAUGUCAAGGCAAAAAUUGAAGAAGGUGGAUCUGGGAUAGAAACCAAAUUUAUUGUUGUGGGAGACAAAGCUAAAGGAAUUUUACAAAGGACUUUAUCAUCAAAUAUACUGUACAGCUUUAAUGACUAUGGCAAGAGACCUCCAACUUUUAGUGAUGCUGCAUUGGUUGCAAAUAUGAUCAUGAACCUUGAUUAUAAGUAUGAUAGAGCUGCGCUUGUUUUCAACACUUUCAAGAGUGUGAUUUCAUACAUCACCACUGAGCUGCCACUGUACAAUCCUGAUGCAGUUCAAAGUGCUCAGAAGUUUAACUUGUAUGACAGCAUCGAUGAUGAAGUACUGAGGAGUUACAAUGAGUUCUCAUUGGCCAGCUUAAUUCUUUUUGCCAUGAAAGAAGGUGCUUGUAGUGAGCAGAGUUCCAGAAUGACAGCUAUGGACGCUGCCAGCAAAAAUGCAGGUGAAAUGAUUGGCAAGUUGACCCUGACUUUUAACAGAACUCGGCAAGCUGUCAUCACAAGGGAGCUUAUUGAAAUUAUUUCUGGAGCAGCUGCUCUUUAAUUGUAGUUUUCUCACUUGCCAUGAGCUAAUUGAUGGUGGCUAUCUUAAUUAAAAAGUUUGUUUGAAUGGGAUGUUUGUUCUACUGGAGCAAUAGUGGCAACAAACAUCUAUUGUAGAUUGGUUUCUAGAGAUUUGGGAUCUUAGCCCAUUUCUUCAGAAGAUGUUUAUUGAUGUAUUUUAACUGAAUUUUGUUUACAAAAAGACUGGAUUUAGACACAAAUAAAUUAUGAACUUAAGAAAAUUA
Molecule: messenger RNA, 1180 nt
Organism: Physella acuta
Lineage: Eukaryota; Metazoa; Mollusca; Gastropoda; Physidae
Product: ATP synthase subunit gamma, mitochondrial
Biological process (GO): proton motive force-driven ATP synthesis
Molecular function (GO): proton-transporting ATP synthase activity, rotational mechanism
Source: RefSeq, a predicted model, not a curated record